Molecule: messenger RNA, 1145 nt
Organism: Hypoxylon trugodes
Lineage: Eukaryota; Fungi; Ascomycota; Sordariomycetes; Xylariales; Hypoxylaceae
Product: ubiquitin-conjugating enzyme
Exons: 3
Coding region: 141-932 (263 amino acids)
Source: RefSeq, a predicted model, not a curated record
UCGGUUCCUGUAAAAUACAACUGGUUUCUCUCUAUUCUCUUCGUAUCAGUUUAGACGCAACUUUGGUGCGCCUCACAUGACAGUUGUUGUGACACAUUUCCUUUCUAAGAGAUACCCUCACCACCACAAUCGUCUACAUUAUGGCUAGCAAGCAAGCGAGUAAACGCUUGGCGCGCGAGUACAAAAGCAUAUCAGAGAACCCUCCUCCAUAUAUCAACGCCCAUCCAUCAGACUCUAAUAUCCUUGAGUGGCACUACAUCAUCACAGGUCCCGAGGAUACCCCAUAUCAUAAUGGUCAAUAUUGGGGUACCUUAAUCUUCCCUCCUAACUACCCGUUCGCGCCCCCGGCUAUCCGAAUGCAUACACCAUCCGGUCGCUUUCAACCAUCGACGCGCCUUUGCCUUUCCAUUUCAGACUUCCACCCUAAGACAUUCAACCCAGCAUGGGAAGUAUCGACGAUCUUAAUCGGAUUGUUGUCUUUUAUGACAUCAGAAGAGAUGACGACCGGUUCAGUGUCAGCCACAGCACAUGAACGACGAAUAUUAGCAGCAAGAUCAAGAUGGUGGAACUCAACAGGAGGUGGCUCCCACCUUAAGAAUCCCGCACAAAAGGGUAAUGUAAAAGCAGGAGAUGGUGGCGCAAAAUUCAGAGCGGAAUGGCCCGACGUGGACAAGGAGAACUGGCGCUGGAUGACAGAAAAUAAUGUUGAUACAGCUACUGGUUCUAGAACUGGCGGGGCUUCAUGCGGUCCACAACUAGGAAUUGCCGGCGGAAGUGGUGGUCAGGCUCAAGCCGUUGUUGACGCAGUCGUGCAACGCAGAGACGCUGGAACCGGGUGGCUUAGCCGCAACAAGCUGUUGGUAUUUGGCGGUGUUAUCUUCGUCUACGUACUAAUUGCCCGUCUCCUUGGGGAGGGAGAGGGUACAUCUUAAUCUACCCACGGUAUAGGUCGCAGGCGUUCCUUUUUUCGUCUGUGUUACGGGUGGCACGUGAUCCACCUAUAUUAAGCUUUCCCAGGUUGAUAUGUUAUAACCUCUCAAGGCGUUCUUGGCCUUUGCAUGGACUGAGAUAUAUGGGGUGACUUAGGCGGUAUAGACUGAUUUCUAUCAAAAAGAUUGGCGAUAGGGGCAUCGGAUGAACUCUAU